Molecule: messenger RNA, 2247 nt
Organism: Diospyros lotus (date-plum)
Lineage: Eukaryota; Viridiplantae; Streptophyta; Magnoliopsida; Ericales; Ebenaceae
Exons: 1
Coding region: 1-2247 (748 amino acids)
Source: RefSeq, a predicted model, not a curated record
AUGGAGCUGAAUAAGAGUUGGAUUAACAUAUCGAACAGGCUAGAUCCUCGAUACGAACAAGGAAUUCAGGAGUUCAUUCAGUUUGCCUAUAGACAUAAGUCUCCUGGGGCAAGCAUAUAUUGUCCGUGUAUUAAAUGUGUUAACAGAUAUUUUCAUAAACGAGAUGUUGUGGAGGAACACCUCAUUCUGAAUGGGUUUGACACUAAUUACAUAAUAUGGACGGUUCAUGGAGAGUUAUAUGUGCCUCAUCAUAGUCGAGAAGAAUUUCAAGAUCAGGAAUGUAAUAUUGGAGAUGAUAUGGUGGGAAUGAUACAUGAUGCACAUGGAGUUCCCAUAAACAAUGUUGGAAGUAGUGAAGAAGCUACGAGAUUUUAUGAAUUGUUGGAGAAGGCAGAAACAGAGUUAUGGCCUGGUUGUAAGAACUUUACGACAUUAUCGUUUAUUGUUCGUUUACAACACUUGAAGGUAUUGGGUGGGUUGUCGGAUAAAAUAUUUGAUAUGUUGCUUGAGUUGUUGAAUGAGGCAUUUCCAGAAGGAGUGUCAUUGCCACGAUCAUAUCGAGAGGCUAAGAAAUUGAGUGAGGAUUUAGGUUUUAAGUACUAUAAGUACGAUGCAUGCCCUAACAAUUGUAUGCUCUUUUGGAAAGAUGCAUCAAAGUUGGACAGAUGUACUUUUUGUGGGGAGUCAAGGUACAAAGAAUACGAGGUGCACGUAGACGACGAUAUAACGAAGAUGAAAAAAGUCGCUUCUAAACAAGUACGACACUUUCCUUUGAUCUCGAGACUGCAAAGAUUGUUUAUGUCUAACAAAACAGCAUCGUUAAUGAGGUGGCAUGAAGAAGGUAGAACAAAGGAUGGUAUAAUGAGGCACCCUGCUGAUUCAUUGGCUUGGCAAUCUUUUGAUGAACAACAUCCGAAAUUCGCUGAAGAUAGUCGCAAUGUUAGACUUGGGUUGGCUUCUGAUGGGUUUAAUCCGUUUCGAACAAUGACCAUUAGCUAUAGCAUUUGGCCAGUUGUGUUAAUGCCAUAUAAUCUACCACCUUGGUUGUGUAUGAAACAACCUUACUUCAUCUUGUCUUUAUUGAUUGAUGGACCUCGUGCACCAGGAGACAAUAUUGAUGUGUUUCUGCAACCGUUGAUUCAAGAGUUACAAGAAUUAUGGAGCGAGGGGAUAGAAACUUAUGAUGCUUCUAGAAAAGAAAUGUUUCACAUGCAUGCAGCAUUGUUGUGGACGAUUAAUGAUUUUCCUGCGUAUGCUAAUUUAUCUGGAUGGAGUACUCGAGGAAGAGUUGCUUGUCCUUGUUGCAUGAAAGAGACGGAGUCCAAAUGGUUAAAACAUGGUGGUAAGUUUUGUUAUAUGGGUCACCGUAGAUUCUUGGAGGACAUGAGUCAUCAUUUUCGGUUAGACAAGAAGAAUUUUGAUGGAACCAUUGAGAACCGUGUUGCUCCUCCUCAGUUAUCUGGCCACGAUGUAUUCAAAGAUGUUGAAUUUGUUAAGAAGAUGUAUGGAAAUCGUGAGAAUUCUGGCACUAGUGUUGGGAGAGGAAUGGGUGGUUGGAAAAAACAUAGUAUAUUCUUUGAGCUUCCAUAUUGGCAAGACAAUUUGAUCCGACAUAAUCUUGACGUCAUGCACAUUGAGAAAAAUGUUUGUGACAACAUAAUUUGGACGUUAUUAAAUGUUUCAGGUAAAACAAAGGACAACUUGAAAGCACGUCUUGAUUUGAAAGAACUAGGGAUAAGAAAAAAGUUACAUCCUGAAGAUCGUUUGGGUGGGAAGAAGUAUUUACCUCCUACAUCUUUCACGUUGAAUCGAGAACAAAAACAUGUAUUUUUAAAAGUAUUGAAAAGUAUAAAAUCACCCGAUGGAUUCUCAUCAAACAUAUCACGUCGUGUCCAACUCAAAGAACACACAAUGAGUGGACUUAAGAGCCAUGACAAUCAUGUUUUGAUGCAACAUUUGCUUCCAUUGGCAAUUAGGAGGGUGUUCAAGAGGAAGUAUGUCAGUAAAACUUUGAUUGAAUUAUGCAAUUAUUUUAAACAGUUGUGUUCUAAAAACAUUACAGUAGACGAGUGUAACCAAUUGAGGUCACGCAUUAUAUUGGUGCUCUGUCACCUCGAGAAAAUAUUUCUACCGAGCUUCUUCAAUAUAAUGGAGCAUUUAGUUGUUCACCUGCCUGACGAAGUCCAAAUUGCGGGACCGGUAAUGUUUCGGUGGAUGUAUCCAGUCGAGAGGUAUAUUAAGCCAUGA